Bombina bombina (fire-bellied toad) is the source of this 5138-nucleotide messenger RNA. RefSeq names its product apoptotic protease-activating factor 1. The transcript has 11 exons. Gene Ontology annotation, molecular function: protein binding. The record is from RefSeq and is a predicted model, not a curated record. NCBI's taxonomy places the organism in Eukaryota, Metazoa, Chordata, Amphibia, Anura, Bombinatoridae. The coding region runs from base 126 to 1445 and encodes 439 amino acids.
GGGAUGUACCUUCUGCUAAUGAAUACAAAUCAAUUGAUGUGAAAAUAUUUUUUAAUUCUGAAGAUGAUUCACAGCAGGAAUUGGAAUUGAAAUGUUGCUCUUGGUCGAAUGACUGCAGCCGGGUCAUGGUAACAGUACGGAAUUUCCUCUUUAUUUUCAAUGUAGAGACAAGUGAUCUUGUGUCUAAACUUGAUGCGUGUCACCAAAGUACAAUCCUUUACUGUGAUGUUUGUACAACUAAUCAGAUUGUGGCAAUGGCCUUGUCACACUAUGUAGUACAGCUGUGGAAUAUAGACUCCUGUACCAAGAUAGCUGACUUCAAUGCGCACUUGAGCUGGGUUCAUUGUGUCACGUUUUCUCCAGAAGGUUCUUCAUUCCUGACCUCUUCUGAUGACCAGACUGUUAAGCUUUGGGAAACGAGCAAAGUAUGUGAGCCAUCAGCUAUUACACUUAAGCAGGACUUUGAUGUGGCAUUCUGUGAUGGUGAGGUAUUGGUCCUGGCACCAGACAAAGGAGACCGUUUAUUUUUAAUUAACGGGAAGUCUGGCGAUGUUGUGUGUCAGAGUAGUGCACUGGAAUCUUGUAUAACAAGCUGCUGUCUCAGUGCUGAUCAACGUUUAGCAGCUGUUGGCGAUAAGACUGGAUAUGUUAAGGUUUUGGAUAACUCCAGUGGUAAAGUCCUUCAGCAGCUGAAGAGUCACACAUCUACAGUGCAACAUUGUCAGUUCACGGAAGAUGGAACAAAUCUGAUUUCAUGCUCUGAUGAUUCCACAAUACGGAUAUGGACCUGGAAGUCUGGACAGAGCAAGCUAUUACAUGGGCACAAAGAAGCUGUGAAAUGUUUUAGGAUUUUGCAAAACUCAAGACUGUUAUCAUGGUGUUUUGAUGGAAAAGUUAAGAUAUGGGAUUGUAACACUGGUCAAACAGAGAAGGCAUUUAAUUGCCACACCGAGGCUGUUCUUUCAUGUGAUGUUUCUCCUGAUGCUACAAAAUUUUCAUCUACCUCUGCCGAUAUGAGUGCCAAGAUAUGGAGCUUUGAUGAACCCUUGCCUCUCCAUGAGUUAAACGGUCACCAGAGCUGUGUACGAUGUUGCAGUUUUUCAUUGGAUAACAAGUAUUUAGCAACGGGAGAUGACAAUGGUGAAGUUAUGAUUUGGAGCGUGCAGACUGGGGAGCUUCUCACACAGUGCCGUGAACUGUAUGCAGAUAAGGAAGAUCUGCUCCAUGCUGGCUGGGUGACCGGUGUACUCUUCUCUCCCGACAGUAAAAUAAUUGUAUCCUCUGGAGCAUGCGUCAAAUGGUGGAAUGUUGACACUGGAGACUGCAAACAAACGUUCUACACAAAUGGCACAAAUCUUAAAUCGAUACGUUCAUGUUCUACUUUUAGAACUUUUGUAACCAUUGAUAAUCUAGGGAUUCUGUAUGUACUGCAGCUGGUGGAAUGACAAUAAUGCACAGUAUGCAUUAAAUAUGCUGCACCAUUAGGUUCUUUUGAUAAUCUACCUUUUGUACCAGGAAGCCAACUGAGAGUAAAGCUACAGGGAACUCGGCUCAGUGCUGCUCUCAGAUACAGCAUGCAGCGUUUUUUAAUUGCCACUUGGUGAUAGGUGGAGCCGCGUAAGACUGAAUUUUGUUUCUAAUCAUUGUAUUCUCCUUGUGUUAUCAUUAACUCACGGUAUAUUACCUUAAAGCAGCAAAACAAGAACAGAAAAUACAAACCAGACUUUGAAACUUGAAUCUUUGCCAAUUGAGGUUUGGUGCCAUUUGUAUUUGUUUUACUGGCUGUUGCCUGCAAACGUAUCAGUAUUUACAUUACAAUGAUGUGCUUACAAUGUAUAGUUAAUCACCGCUUAGGAAGACAAAGCUAUGUAUAAAGGUACUUUACCUAUUAACCAGAUACUGGUGCUUUAUAGGAUAGGCUGCGUCAGAUGCAUUUUGUGUAUAAAAUGUCAUAUCAUUUGUAUUGUCGCUAUCCUUGUCAGUAUAUGGAAACAUCAACAGGAUCUGAUUAAAGGGACACUAAACAGAUUGUUAUUAAAACAAAUGAACAUCUUGUUUGCUGCAGUUGGUUUUUAAGUAACCAAAUUCUACCCACCACUUGUCUUAUUUGGAGAUGCCAAUCCAAGCAUGUUUCUGGAAAAGGCAAGACGCCAAUCACAGACAUUAUGCUAGUAAAAGCUUUUUUUGCCGUUUUUAUCUAUUAAAGCAAAGUAUAUAAAGAUGUGCAGCAGGGUUCGCCUUGAGAAGUCAUUUACAGUUAUGAGAAUUACAGAGGUAAAAAAUACAUAUUGAGAGUACAUUGCAGAAUUAUUAUUUUUUUUUACUAUGCAUAAGUAAAAAAUGUAUAGUAAAAUCUCACUAUUUUAUGUCUCUUUAAGUGCAGCACUUAAUCACGCUCAGUCUUAUUAAGUGACACAAACCCAUUUACAUAUUUACAAUGACAAAUGACACUGAAAUUAGAAACACAAAGCUAGGAUUUUACUUUAUUAAAAUAUUUUUCAUAGCCUUUUUUUUUAAUGUGUCUGCUGACUAGCUCUGAUGUCUGCUGGCAUUGGGAUCUAUAACAGAAUUGGGAAGCUACUUGAUUUCAAAGUGACCUGCAGUUUCCAUUGGAUCCAAUGAUACAAGUCAGGGGUGUAGGGUGGGUCAGGGGUGUAACUGGGCCCCAGGGUGAAGGUUGUGGCAGGGCCCCCAUUUUAACAGAGCUGUUUCUGGUUGUUUGCAAAAGCUGAGCUGGAAACCACUUAGUAGAAAGAGGAGCUGCCUCUCUGUGACUGUGAGACGUCCAUCCUACUGGUUAGUCUGCAGCAGCGGUUAUGCACUUGCACAGGCUUCCUGUAUAAAUAUGGUGACUGGUUUUGCUGUACAAUACUGAGAUUGACACCUUGGAAAUCCAGCUAUUAUAUUGUAAAAGCAAAUCCAGACACUUUCCUUAAACAUUCAGCUUUUUUCACAGGGGACACACAGAGGGGACAGGCUUCCCUGUAGUAAUGCCACUUAUGAUUGCACAGCCACAUGGGCCCCCUGGGAGUGUGUGCCCAGUAUCGAUUGAGACCCUUAUAGUUAGGCCCCUGAUGCAAGUGUUUAAAUGCACUGUAAAUGGGGAAAGCUUACUUCUAGUGAGUUAUUUUAUAUAUAUAUAUAUAUAUAUAUAUAUAUAUAUAUAUAUAUAUGAUAAUGUUAAUGUAAAAUGUAUAUCUAUACCUAUAAAUCUAUAGGAACAGAUAUACAGGUGUGUAUAUAUAUAUAUAUAUAUAUGUAUAUAUAUAUAUAUAUGCACGCACACAAUAAAAACUACAUUAUCCUGUAUGUGAAGAACAUUAGAAUGUUAAUUAUUCAUAACUGCUCUCAGGUUAACAGGUUUUUCUUCUGCGCUCUCCAUUGAUUCCUUUAGGGAAAAUACAUUAAAGUAGUCGCAAUAUUUGGUUAGCGCACGUCGGGUUUCAGUCAUGCUCAAACUUUUAACUUGUAAUAGGCGCGCUACCCAACAUGCGCGCAAAGUUUACUCUCGAGCAAAAUCGCUAAAUAGCGCCCCACUUGUAAUCUGGCCCAUAGUGUUUUAUUAAUCAUACAACUGUCCUACAUUUUCGUUUUAAUAUCCUGUUUUUUUUAUGUUACAUUAAGUGCUGACAGAAUGUUAUUUAACUAAUUUCAUUGUAAAAAAUGAUUUGUUCAUUUAUACAUUGUUUGCUUUUCUUAUGAAUUCUGUCGCUAACAUAAAGAUAAUAAUUUCACUGUUACAAAAAAUGAUUUAUACAUUUGUUUGCUUUUCUAAUGAAUUCUGUCGCUAACAUAAAGAUACGCAGAAAUUACGAAGGUUGCCUUCUACUUUGGAUAUUUAGUGUAGUAGGUACACUGCUUAGGCAUAUAGAAUUUUGCAAAUUUUUUUUUAUAUGAUAUGUAAUAAACCCAUCUUCUUUCAAAAUUAUAAUUAUAUCAGUGUUUUCUACAUAUUAUCUUUUUCUGCAGGAUGAGCCAGUCUGAUGUUAUUUGUGAUCAUUUAGAAUUACAAAGAAAAUGUGAACAGUCUAUGCCAAUGUUCCUUUUAAUUAAUAAUGCCUACACUUUGUAAUGCAUAUAUUAGCUAUAAAUGUCUAUUUUUCAUUUUCUCUGUUUUAAGAUCAUAACAUGAGAUGUGUACAUUAUAUACAUAUACCUUGGUUUUUCCAUUUUUUCAAUAUUUGGAUUGAUGUUUGUUAUGAGUCUCAAAACCAUAUACGUGUUUAGACUGUGUAUCCUGAUCACAUUUAUACUUCUUUUUUUUUUUUAAACAGUUCAUACAAAGCUACUUAGCGCUUUGAUUUAAAAAAGUAACAAUUUCUUGUGCAGAAAUAGCAUGCGUGUGGCAUGAUGUUAAAGGGACAGUCUACACCUUAGUCAUCUUAAAGUCUUACCUUAGAUUAAGCUGCAAAUAGCCUCCUGCACCUUUUCUAUAUCAUGCAGCAGGAACAGUGAAAAAGUUAUUUUAAAAUUAAUAUUGUUUCUGGGCAUUUUAAAAUGACUGUCAAUCUCCGCCCACUGAUAACAUCACAAUCUGGGCUGCAUCUAGGCACUCUGCUAAAUAGCAUUGACAGUCUGUUGAAUCCAACUAGUGAGCCUUUUGUGAUUGGACACCAUAUGCAACCCAGAUUGCAAUGUCAUCGGUGGGCGGAGGUAAGCAGCCAUUUCAAAGUGGCCAAAAAAAAUAUUCAUUUUUAAAAUAAACUUUUUACCAUUCUGCUGCAUAAUAUAGAAAAGUGCAGGAGGCUAUUUGCAGCUUAAUCUAAGGUAAGACUUUCAGAUGACUAAGGUAUAGACUGUCCCUUUAAACUUCUAUACAAAAUUCAAAGUAAUGUUUUUAUAGAAUGAGAAAUUACUUUGGCAUACUUUCAGCCCAGUUCUUCAUGUUAAACCUUAGUAUCAACACUUUAUACCAUGUACCUGUGAAAUAAGUUUCACUGCAAAGGUUUCCAAGAAACAAAAUGUUUUUUAUUUAUCUGAAUAAUAUGUAUCAUAACUGUGAAGGUCAAAUUGCAGAUCUGUCAACAGCAAUUUGUAAAGUCAACUAAAUAAAUACCAUUUUUCUAUGCUUUUUAAAAAAUAAAAAAUAAAUAAAAAAAAUGUUUGCAUAUUUUGAAAUAAAUAAAAAUUGAAGAGUA